AUGAUAAAGUUGCAAAAUCCUAAAAAUAUUGAUUCAUUAGAAGAAGAACAAAAAAUUUUACACAAAGCGCUAAUUCUUGCUAGUCUAGAUCUUCGAGAAGCCAAAUCGCGUGUGGAAGAGCUGAAAAUAGAAAACGACUCAAUUAAACGUAAUAUUCCGUCUUUGUUGCUGCCAGAGCCGGAAAUUGAUUUGCCUGAGCUUUUGACUACACUUCAGCCGAAGCUAUAUGAGCUUAGAGAAGCUAUAAUGGUGCAAAAAGUUCGGAAAGCUAAACUAGCUAAAGAGGUGGAAGAAAUUAAAGAUAAAUGCAAUAGAAAAGAAGUUGAGCUAAAAGGACUAAAGCGAAGGCAGCAAAUUCAAAAAAAAGGAAGCUAUUUUAUAAAGCAUCAAAUCAAAAAAUCUUUUGUUGGGCAGCCAAAAGAAGAAGAAAACAAUUAG
Messenger RNA from Blepharisma stoltei, 438 nucleotides. Lineage: Eukaryota; Ciliophora; Heterotrichea; Heterotrichida; Blepharismidae. The record is from the annotation of a GenBank genome assembly.